GUCACAACCUAUCCCUCACCGUGCAGUGUCAUUUCCCAGAGUGUCAACCCACCUCUGGAAUUUCAGAGAAGAAGAGGAAGGGAAUUAUUGGACGUAGAGCAUAGGUGCAGCAUUGAAGAGAGUUGAAGAGAGACAGAUUCUGUUUUUUUUUUUUGGGUUUGUUUCCCCUGGAGAAGACUUUGACUUUGUGCUCUGGAAAUACAUGUGCUUUGUGCGACUAAGAUCUGCUCCUGUCUAAGCAUUUUAGCAAAGCGGAAACCCCCCCUCCACCCAACCCCCCCAGGAGGAAUAAUCAGAACUCACAGCAAAACCAAAGUCAGCCCUGUGGGAAACAAAGCUCUCCGGCUGACUCACGGUCACAGACAUGCAGCCGUUCACCUUUGUCGGUGCGUUUUUCCUCCUGCUCCACAUCUCCUCGGGGAGUGCAGAAGCUCAUAGGCACUACCGACAAGUCCUUACUGGAAACCAAGCGGGUGUGUGCCGCUAUGGCAGGAGACUGGAGUGUUGCUAUGGCUGGAAGAAAAACAGUAAAGGACUGUGUGAGGCUCAAUGCGAGCACGGCUGCAAGCACGGAGAGUGCGUUGGCCCCAACAAAUGCAAGUGUUUCCCAGGAUACACCGGAAAGACGUGCAAUCAAGAUUUGAAUGAGUGCGGCCUGAAACCUCGUCCCUGUGAGCAUCGCUGCAUGAACAGCCAUGGAAGUUACAAGUGCUACUGUCUCAAUGGUUACACCUUAAUGCCUGAUGGAUCUUGUGCCAACUCCAGGACAUGCUCUCUGGCUCACUGUCAGUACGGCUGUGAGGAAGUUCAAGGGGAGAUUCGCUGCCUCUGCCCGUCUGCGGGGUUGCAACUUGGGCAGGACGAGAGGACUUGUGUAGACAUCGAUGAAUGUGUAACCGGGAAGAACCUCUGCCCGUACAACAGACAAUGUGUGAACACCUUCGGCAGCUACUACUGCAAGUGUCAGGACGGCUACGAUCUGAAAUAUGUUGACGGCAAAUAUGACUGUGUAGACCACGAUGAGUGUGCAGCUGACACCCACAAGUGCAGCCACCACGCUGACUGUCUGAACACUCGAGGAUCCUACAAGUGCAGGUGCAAGUCUGGCUUCAGAGGCAAUGGCUUUGAAUGCUCUGUCAAGCCAUUUUAUCAGAGGUCGUGGGACGGAGACAAAGGCAGUGCAGAUGAUUUCCUCAAUGCAAUCCCAGACUCCCAAGUCAAGAUUCUGGGAGGUAAGCUGGACAAUGAGGACAUCAAAAACGUUAUUCCCGAACCAGCUGCGACGCCGCGUCCCAAAAUCCGUCAGCAGCCUUUCGACUAUGAGGGAGAGGUCUACAUCGGCCCCCAGACUAGGGGGCAGGAGGAAGCAUUUCCUGAGGAGGAAGAAGAGGAUGAGGAAGAGGAAGAGAACCAGCUCAAUCCAAGAGGAGAUGUUUUCAUAUCAGAGGACUUUGAAUCGGUGUUCGGCCCUGGCACAGAAGUCAAAGAAAUCCAAAUAACACCAGUUCAGGAAGAGUUUAUCAUGGAUUGCAACUUUGACCAGGGAGCAUGUGAGUGGGUCCAAGACAAGGCCGAUGACUUGGACUGGAGCGUGGCCUAUCACCGUGAUGGUGGUGAGUACUACAUGGCCAUGAGUGGGCUCGUAGGGGAACAGGAGGAUGUGGCCAAGCUGAAGUUGCUCCUCAGCGACCGGACCCAGCGGGGCAGCUUCUGUCUCACCUUUGACUACCGUGUUGUGGGUCACAACGUGGGAACCCUCAGGGUGCUGCUGGAUAACAAUGCUUACCCUGUAUGGGAGCGGAGCCAAAGCAACGAGCAAGGCUGGCAGACAGAGCUCCUCACUGUGGCCUGGAAUGAGGUGGCCCCAGAAUCUGUUAUCUUUGAGGGUCAGCGCGGGAAAGGUGUUGGAGGGGAGAUCGGCCUGAACAAUGUUGUUCUGACCUCAGGGCCCUGUCAAGAAGACGUCGGCCCCAGCUUUUAAGAAUCUCCAUCCGGGAGAUUUACACCUUGAAAAUUUGCUCUAACUGACACGUGUCAAAGAUUCCUGUUUCCUGUCUGUAUUAUGAUCUCUUCCCUGUGGGGAAUUUCUCACGGCUUUAGCCACAGGACACCCACAUAAACAUACAGACACAUGACCUCGAGGGGAGAUUACGUACAAUCAGUGCAUGCAUGUUUACUUUAUCACCAUGCUGCUACAUAUUCUCUAUCGUGACUUUCAAAGUGGUCUCUUACGAUACAGAUAACUCUCAGGAAUACGUGGAAAUGCUUACUUUGUCCGUUAGGUUUAACAGUAUUGUGCGUAGCCUUUUGUUGUUUAUGUGAUAGUGCAUCGCCGAAGUUAACUGAAAAUAAUCUAUGACAUGUAAUGUGAACUUUUAGGUGAAUUAUAUCUGAAAUUCAAUCUUAGAUGAUUAACGUUUUUUUGAAGGCUGGUUAGUUUAUAUGAUAAAAGAUAUCAGUGCUGUAAAUUUUGCUUUCA
Messenger RNA from Larimichthys crocea (large yellow croaker), 2479 nucleotides. RefSeq names its product EGF-like-domain, multiple 6 (gene egfl6). The record is from RefSeq and is a predicted model, not a curated record. The coding region runs from base 365 to 1981 and encodes 538 amino acids. The transcript has 13 exons. Gene Ontology annotation, molecular function: calcium ion binding. NCBI's taxonomy places the organism in Eukaryota, Metazoa, Chordata, Actinopteri, Sciaenidae. Gene Ontology annotation, cellular component: membrane.